Messenger RNA from Antechinus flavipes (yellow-footed antechinus), 2240 nucleotides. Its product is annotated as glutamic acid-rich protein-like. Lineage: Eukaryota; Metazoa; Chordata; Mammalia; Dasyuromorphia; Dasyuridae. The record is from RefSeq and is a predicted model, not a curated record. Bases 338 to 1924 code for a protein of 528 amino acids. The transcript is spliced from 2 exons.
ACAGGUAGAGCAGUGGAAGUCCAGCUUCCUUUCUUCCAUGUGUCUAAGUAGAAGUUUCUGUUAAACGUUGAAUCUUGCUGAUCAGUACAGGCCAUGUGAGACAAGAGUUUCGUCCGUUAACCAGACAUACAGAAAAGAAAACUUUUUUUUUGAGAAAAUAGAUUCUGAAACAAGCAUCUUAAAGCCAAACAAUCAGAUCUAAUCAAGAAAACUGAUUUUCCUUCUCCUUCUCAGAGAGGGUACAUGGCUGGAAUCUUUACCCAAUAACAAUGUGGCACAUGGAGAUGAUGUUGUUGUUGUUGUUUUUAUAGCUGUUGUGGUUUUGUUCCCAAGGAAUAUGAAGCCUCUCAAGAAACCAAAAAUGGAAUUGGAGAAGAUAGGAAGCCUCAUAGACUCCAUAAAAAGAUUAAAGGAAAAUUUGAAGAAAGACAAAAUUUCUUGGCAAGAUAGGAAGAAAAGACGUUUGCAAAUGGAAAUUAAUAUGGGAAAACUUAAAAAGAAAUUGGAUUCAGUAACAGAUCGAAUCCAUGCGGUAGAGCAAAAACUAUUACAUAGUGAAAAAACGUCCAAAAACUCUGACCAGAGUUUCACUGAUGAAGCCCAGCAGGAGACAAUAAAUGGAACUGGAAAAGAUCAGAAAGAAGCUGGAUCCCCCAAAAAGAAUAAAGGAAAACUUGAAAGCAGACAAAAGGCAGUAGAAACUGAAAGCAGAGUCAAAGAACGUGACUCUUGUUUGACUGAUGCAGCCCAUUACGAGACCAAAAAUAGACCUGGAGAAGAUCAGAAACAACCUAGAUCCCCCAAAGAGAAGAAAGUAAGAUUUGAAUACCAACCAAAGUUAGUAGAGCGAACAGUAGACAGUGAAAUCAAAGAAUUUGACCAGAAAUUGACUGAUAAAGCCCACCAGGAGACCAAAAAUAGCCCAGGAGAAGAUCAUAAAGACCUUGGACUCGCCAAACAGAAGAAAGUAAGAUUUGAAUACCUACAAAAGUCAGCAAUAGCAGACAAUGAAAUCAAUGUCAAAGAACAUGACCAGAAGAAAUUGACUGAUAAAGCCCACCAGGAAACCAAAAAUGGACCUGGAGAAGAUCAGAAAGACUUUAGAUUCCUCAAAGAAAAUAAAAGAAGAUAUGAAUAUAAACAAAAGUCAGCAGAGCAAACAAUAACAGACAAUGAAAGCAACAUCAAAGAACAUGAUCAUAAGUUGACCAAUGAAGCCCACCAAGAGACCAAAAAUGGUCCUGGAGAAGAUCAGAAAGACCUUGGACUUUCCAAACAUAAGAAAGUAAGAUUUGAAUACAGGCAAAAAGGAGGAGAGCACACAAUUGUAGAUAGUGAAAGCAGAGGCAAAGAACGUGAUCAGAAGUUGACCGAUGAAGCCCACCAAGAGACCAAAAAUGGACCUGGAGAAGAUCAGAAAGAUCUUGGACUUUUCAAACAUAAGAAAGUAAGAUUUGAAUACCAGCAAAAAGGAGUAGAGCACACAAUUGUAGAUAGUGAAAGCAACAUCAAAGAAUCUGACCAGAAAUUGCCUGAUAAAGCCCACCAAGAGAUAAAAAAUGGACCUAGAGAAGAUCAGAAAGACAGACUCCUCAAAGAAAAUAAAGGAAGACCUGAAUGGAAACAAAAGUCAGAGCAAACAAUAGCAGACAGUGAAAACCACAUCAAAGAAUAUGACCAGAAAUUGACAGAUGAAGCCCACCAGGAGACCAAAACUGUUCCUGGAGAAGAUCAGAAAGACCUUGGACUUCCCAAAGAGAAGAAAGGAAGAUUUGAAUACAGACAAAAAGCAGUAGAGCAAACAGUAGUAGAUAGUGAAAACAGAAGCAAAACAUAUGACCAGAAUUUGACCGACUUCAAUAACAAGCAACCUAGCAACAAGAUGAUAGGACAUUUUGUUCUACAAGGCAAACAGAUAUUUUAGGAUAAUUAGUUUGCUAAGCAUACAAUGAAAAAGGAAAAAAUUUGGACAUUAUCUAUAAAGGGUGAUCUUAAAAUUGCAUUAAGAUUUUUGGGAGACAUAGUAGUUCAAGAAAUAAAGGCUCCAAGAACACUUCCUGAAGUUAGCAAGAACAAGUAAUAGCUGCCAAAAAAAAAAAAAAAAUUCACAGACUCCAAUGGGGAAAAAUCCAAAAUUACAUCUCCAAUGAAUAUUAUUAAUAGAACUUCAAAAAUGUAGUGAUAAAAGAAAAAAUCUUUAAGCUACAAUAAAAAAAAUAAAAGAUCUAACCUACAAGUCA